Molecule: messenger RNA, 6816 nt
Organism: Protopterus annectens (West African lungfish)
Lineage: Eukaryota; Metazoa; Chordata; Ceratodontiformes; Protopteridae
Gene: MN1
Product: MN1 proto-oncogene, transcriptional regulator
Exons: 2
Coding region: 1214-4885 (1223 amino acids)
Biological process (GO): regulation of DNA-templated transcription
Source: RefSeq, a predicted model, not a curated record
AACUUGUUGCUGGUGCUAGAGCUGGCUGCGCUCACACAGUGCACGAGCAAGACUAGGGCAGUACAAUGUUCGCCUCGCGGGGUCUCGUGCAAGUAAGUGUAUGCAGAGAGCUAUUCUGAGGUCUUGAGCGACCAGCAAACAGUGCCACUCUGAUUUCUAGCAUGGAUUACCUGCAGCAAACGAACGGACGGAGCAGCUAGCGAUUUGACGGUGGGUUGAAGUGACCCGUUCCCAGGCGCAGUGGACGAACCAGUCUCUUGCCACUGCUUUGCAAUAUGUUGUCCCGGGAACGGUUAUGAGAGAGGACUGCAAUAACGACACUUGUUUAAAUUUUGUGAAGACAUGAAGUUGCAGUAGUAAAAAACUGUCAUUGUUUGUUCUGUGCCAACCGGAGUGCACAAUAGUAGUUGUGGCAUAAAACAGUAAAACGGCGGAGCAUCUUUUGGCGACCUCUGUAAACUCGGAGGAUAUAUGACCGAGGAGUCUGCAUUUCCAUGAACUAAAGGGGCCGGAGGUGGGAAAGACCGAAAUUUCCGGGACUGGCUGGAAUUAAAGGCAAGCAGAACUGUCUUUUAAUAGUUUGGACUUACUGAUUUCUCAAAAUAAGCAACGGCAAGUACUGGUGCAAUAACCUUUCUUCCAGGAGUUCUCCAGCCUACAGAACCGCUGUAACUGUUCAUCUUCACCAAGCAACACUGCACUUUUAAGGACAAAAGUGCAAAUACAGCUACAGCAGCAGAGACCCGACCCAAAGUGCUGUUGCUGGGUACACGGAGCUGCUUCGCCAGUAUAUCUAGUAAACUUCUAUUUGGUGUGUGUGUGUGUGUUUUAUUUUAUUUUUUAUAUUUUUAAACGCCCUCAACGCCAAACACGAUUAGAUAGUCUGCAUGUUUACUGUAAAAGGAAGUUUAGCAGAUGUGAGUUUAAUUUAAUUUUUGUUUAGUUGAUAUGCCCCAGUAUGUUUCCUUCAUCUUAUUCGGCCAACAUGUAAUCUGAUGGCUGGAGCAUUUUAAUUACGAUAAGUGGUGCUUACUUUGUUUGCUAGACACACUUUAGAAUCGUUUCCCUCAUUGGUACUGUAUUACCCGUUUCAUUUUUGUUUUCGUUAACUUUUCUGCAAAGAGUGUGUGUUCCAAGAGCAGCAGCGGCCAGUGCACCGUAAGGUUGCGGCCAGCUGUCAUGCUUUACUAAUAACAUAAAUUUUACGAAAAGUAUGUUUGGACUUGAGCAGUUUGAACCUCCAGCCAGUAAUCGCAGCGGUGGGCAAGCGGAGCGGAACUUCAGCCAGCCGGGACUGACGACAAUGAGCUCCCUUUACAAGAAUGCACCUUACCAUUCGAGUGGUCCCCCCGGCUCUGUGGAGUCCGGCAUGAAUCCUUUAAGUGAGUCUCAGAUGCCUUUGGGAAUGAACAUGAGUUUGAACGGAGAACCAUACGGGUUCCAUGCCAGGGGUCACGCAGAGCUUCACGCAGGAAGCAUGCAGCAGCAGACUGUACACGGUUUCUUCAACAAUCAGCAGCCUCACCCUGGCCACCCUCAUGCUCACCAUGCUCACCCACAUCAACACCAUCCACAUUAUAGUGGCAGCUUUGCAGGACCUGAUCCCAGUAAUUCUUGUUUGCAUGGUGGUCGACUUAUGAAUUACAAUAGCACUCUGGGUGGUCAACAGGCUUUCAGUGAAGGAUAUGACAACGUGGGUGAAAAUCAAGGAGGGGAAGGAUUUGGACAGCAGCGACCAAAUAAUAUACCUGACUUUCAGCAUCACAAUCCGUCUUCUAGCCAUGCCGUCCCUGCACCUUGUCUUCCUUUGGAUCAAUCUCCAAACAGAGCUGCUUCUUAUCAUGGGCUUACAUCCACUACAACCUCCGAACCCCAUGGAAUUGAGCCGAGGCGAUUGCAAAACCCAGGCGGUGUUGACUCGGUGGAAUAUACAUAUCCUAGCGAUGCUCCUUCUGGACACUUCGACAUGCCUGUAUUUUCCCCUACAGACUCUGAAGCGCAGCUCCCUCACUACAGUGCUGGCAGGCAAGUUCCCGGUGGUAACUUUCCUAAUAAUUCUUCCUUGCCCAGAGCUCCAGGUGUGGUGGGAAUGUCCAAAGUUCAUCCCCCACAGCAGCAUGGUGUUUUCUUUGAAAGGUAUGGCAGUACACGUAAAAUGCCAGUGGGCAUGGAACCUGGAAUGAACAACAGGCAUCCUUUAAUGCAGCAGCAGCAGCAGGCAGGUUUGCUUGCCAGACAAACUUCGUGUCCAUCAGCCAUGCCCAGACAGCAGCAAACAGAAAAUGGUGCUUCUAACUCUAGCCUUCAGGACAAUGGGCAGAUGAUUCCAGGCCAGCAUGCCCAGUUUGAAUAUCCAAUUCAAAGACUGGAAAAUAGAAGUAUGCAUCAAUAUGGGGAUGCAGUAUUUAAUAUGCAGCAAUCCCAUCAACCAUCAAGUCAGAGACUGCAGCACUUUGAUGCUUCCUACAUGAAUGUGACAAAACGGCCAAGGUUUGACUUCCCAAACAAUCAUAAUGUUGAUAGCUGUGCGACAUGGAAUAAUGGCAUGCAUGGCACAGGUAUGGAAAACCAUUUGUCGCCUUCAGCGUAUUCUGGACUUCCUGGAGAAUUCACUCCUCCUGUGCCAGAUGGGUUUCCCCCUGGCCAACCACUGCAGCAUCCAGGCCCAGAUCAGCAGAACUUGCAGCAGCGGCAGAAUGCAGCCAUGAUGAUAAAGCAAAUGGCUUCCAGAAACCAACAACAAAGGAUGCGGCAACCCAGCCUUCAGCAGUUGGGUCACCAUGGUGAAGUUGGUCAGAACAAUAUGGUACAUGGCGGUCCAGUAGGAACUUUAACUCAGCCAAGUUUUGAGCGAGAGGGUGGGGGGAGAAUUUCCAGUUAUGAUCCUCAGAAUUCACACAUGCCUCAAGAUAACGCAUGGUUUUCUGGCCCCCAUCCACCAGGGGAUAUGCUUCAGCGAAGAAUAGGAGGAUCAACACUUCCUGCUGAUGCAAAUCCACAUGAGAUAAACUUACAGCAAACUGCCUCAAAUAUGAUGUUCAGGCCAGGAGUUAAUGGUAUGAGUAUGCAGGAUUCCAUAGGAAUGCCAGGAGAAGGUCAUGUACAAGCCUUACAUUCCCCAGGGAUGCAUGCUCAAUUUGGCAAUAACAUGGGCAGCCUUUCACAGAUGCAGUCUCCUGGUGGAGGUGUAGGAAUUCCCAGUGCUUCAGGUGAUAGGAGACCACCCCCUGAUUUCCAGGUACCCCCUAUGGGGCAACCUGGAUAUCCCUUUGGCCCUCCAAAUCGGCAGACAACAUCCCACAACAAUCCUUCAGGUGUCAAUGGUUCACCAAGCUCCUUCUCUCAACAGUCUGAAUUUCAGUCUAGUCAGAGAUCAACUGCCAGCAAACUGGUAGACCUUUCUUUGGGUUCCUUUAACAAGCCCAAUUCAAAAGAUUCAAUGUUUGGGCAGAGUUGUUUGGCUGCUUUGUCAACAGCUUGUCAGAAUAUGAUUGCCAGUCUGGGUGCCCCAAAUCUUAAUGUCACAUUUAACAAAAAGAACCAAAAUGAGGGCAAGAGGAAGUUGAGUCAAACAGAACAGGACUUGAACAACAACAGUGGGAGUAAUGUAAAUAAUGGUACAGGUUCUGAUUUUUUCCCAAGUGGUGCUUCUCAGAGUAAUCAAAUGCUCAGUGCUGGAAACAGUAGCGGUAAACCAGCAGGCCAGAAUGGGGUAACUCAGCCUGCCCAUGGGGAAAGCAAUCUGUCCCCCAACUAUAAUAUUGAGGUGACUGCAGGAAAUGAUGGAAAACCACUGGCUGGCAGUGGACGAGGGAGAGGCAGGAGGAAAAGGGACAGUGGUCAUGUGAGUCCAGGAAGUUUUUUUGACAAAUAUUCUGCUGAUAAUGGGGCUACAGUAGUAAGCCCAGGGCCACAGUGUCAAGCAGCUAAUGUUGGGGAACAGGGUGGGACUCCACAUGAUAAGUCCCUUACAUCUCCAAGUUGGGCAAAGGGUAGCGAACUUUUACUGAGUGAUCAACAGGACCUCAUGUCAUCACUGGACAGUGGAAUUCAGAGUGUGACAAAAUCGGACAGUAGUUCACCACAUGUUGAUUUCCCAGAUGACAUAAGUACAAACUAUGGGAAUGAAGAUGAAGUCUCAUCUAGUUCAGACAACAACUUAUCCAAACCUAAUCGAAGCCCACUAGUGACAAGUUCUCCAAAAAUACAGCGGGGAGACCAUGGACUGCUCAGUGGACAGAAAUCCAUGGGACUAGCCAUGCAUAAUAAUGCUACCUCUACCCCUGACAGCUAUGGUCUAACCAGUACUGGGAGUGGCCACCCGAGCACUCCUGGGAUGGAGCAAGUUCGAACCCCAACUAGCACAUCAACACAGGAUGAAAUUCACCCUUUAGAGAUUCUCCAAGCACAAAUUCAGCUUCAGAGACAGCAGUUUAGCAUAUCAGAAGACCAGCCGGUUGGAAUGAAGAACAAGAAAGCUGAGUGCCCUGGCCAGAAUGGGGAAGGUGAAUUGGCCAGUUGUGGUACAGACAGUGGUAAGAAUGCUAUGAGUACUAUAGACCUCGAUACUCUGAUAGCAGAGCAUAACUCUACAUGGUAUAUGCCUAAUGAUAAGACUCUUAUAGAGGGACAAGAUGAGGACAAGUCUAUGGCUCCCUGGGAGAAAACAAAGCCUCCAAGUUCCAGCAAAGAAGCCCAUGACCUUUCCCAGAACAAGACCUCAACAGCAGCGGCAGCACAGAAUGGCAGUCAUUUGCAAUGCCUCUCUGUCCACUGCACGGAUGAUAUCGGCGAAUCAAAGGGCCGGACCCCCAUGCCGACGUGGAGAUCCUUGCAUUCCGACAUCUCUAACCGAUUUGGGACUUUUGUGGCUGCCCUGACUUGAAGAAACAUGAGUUGUCUUUUAUUUUAUUUUUCAUAUUUGUUAAGGCCACUAUUGCCAGGUGGACAUUCUUGGGUUGGUAUCAUACCUAGUGGCAUUUGGACUGGAAAGAGUUAAUUUAAAAAUAAACCUCAGUUUUUUAACUUCUAGCAACAGUAUGUUACCAGUGUUAAACUGUCAUUGACCAGUUAAUUGGAAUAUUGUUAAUUUCCCACUGAUGCCCAGUUUCUUAGAACUCUCCAUACAUGACAUAAGAUGCUUUCUGAUGGUGGUGGUGGCAGGGAGGGGUCAACACAGUUUAAUUUUUUCAAUACAUUAGCUGUCCUUGUUAUUGUUGUAUAUGACAGAAACUACACGCUUCCUUUAUUCGUGUCCAUUUUAAUGGAAAUCAGAAGAAUUAAAACUAAAAGACAUUAUGUAUUGUUAUCAAGAUGACUUCAUACUGUCACUUUUUGUCACCAAACUGUUUUGAUCUGUGCAAAUUAAUUAUAAUGACACUUAAUGUUACCUGAGCAUUCAGUCUUGUUUUUUGCUUUUUUUUUUGUUUGUUUAUUUUAUUUAUUUGUGAGCUCUCUUUCUGGAGGGGGAGAGUAUCGAUAAAGUGGGAUCCAGGUCUUUCUGGGUAACUUCUCUGCAGACUGCAGAAAUAUCCAUGCAAUAUAUGUGUUUGAAAUACAUUUAUUUUGCCAGUAUUUGGAAAUAACUUUACAGUAAUUUCACACAGUUUGGUUUAUGCUGUGUUGUUUCUUCAUUGAAGAGUAGUACUGUAGCAUAUGUUGGACAGGUAAGUGGAUAGUCUCUUGCAAUUUUUUUAUCAGUAGUUUGGAACUGCGUGACACUAGGGGGAAAAGGUCAGUAUUAUGUGGUAUAGAGUUGACAUAGAAACAGAAUGCAGAAAUGUAACUGAGAAAAAACUAACCUCAUACAGCAAGGGACCCCAUAAUGUUAUUAUACAGAUAAUCCAGUUUCUGUGAGCUUGACAACAUAGGAGUCAUUCUGCACAAAAGUAUUGCUUACCUCUCAUGUUACCCUAUUUUUCUCAUAAUUUUUGUGCUAUUUGACACUGUUUAUUAUUUUUUUAUUAUGAAAUGGGGUUUCCUAAUCCUGCUUUAUAACAGAUGAAUUUGAUCACAUGGCCAAUAGUAUGCCAUAAGACAGACUCCCAAUUUGCUUUGCUUGUAGUAACCUGCCAGUGAUUUAAAUGUGCCAGAAUUUGUUUAAUUUUUUUACAUUCUUUAUUCUUAUAAAUCCAUUUUAUAAAAACAAUAUUAUUCUGCACUAAUUGGUUGGUUGAAGGUGGAUUCUUAGUUUUGCUUUUUGCCUGUCUGCACCAAAGACAUUUACAUAUGCUAAGAUAAUGCCAGACUCAGAUUUAAGAUGCAGAAUAAAAAAUGAGGUGGGCUUUCCUUUAAAAAAAUGCCCAAAGUGCUUUGAACUCCAUGAAUUUUGAAGGGGAAGAUGACUCAUUUAGUAAUAUUUCGUAGUAAGAGUGUUCAUAAAAUUUAAUUUUAUUCCUUGCUUCAUGGCAGUCCAGUGCCUUUUAGACACGUAUUAUAAUGAUUGCAGGCCAAGUAGCAGCACCAACUGGUGUCCAAUGUGAGAGACGUGAGAACAAAAGGAGCACAUGCAGAAUCAAAGGAAACAGGAAUUAAUUUCUACAAGUAGUCAUUUGAUUGUCAUGGUAUAUGUGAUUGUUCUUCUCUUGCACUGAGCUGUGUAAUAGAAGUUAUUGCUUAACAAAGCUAUGUAUCCUCUGUGUCAUGUAUCUACCAGACAUGCAAUAGCAUCAGAUUGUAGAAGACAUCGGACUUAUUUUACUGCAAGAAAAACGUGCAGUGUGUGUGAAGAAUGUUGAAAUACACCAUUCAUUUAUCAUUACGGUGUUCUGAGUGGAAACAGAGUAUUGUUAUUAUUAUUGUAGGUUGUUGAUUUUU